CUUGUUUUCGUGCUGUUGAAUUGUAAUUCAGCAAAUGAGCCGUCCGAUAUAUUAAUUGGAUGGAAAUCAUUUAUUAUUCAUUGAACCCACGAAUGGGAUCGGAUCCAUCGAAUAAAGAUGAAGGCAACUAGGAAGUCCAUAGCAGAGAUAUGGGACUAGCCAGUAUAAGCCUGAGCUACGGGUUUGACAGUUGCUGCAAUGGAACCAAGAGGAAUAAAUGCUGCCCAUCUAAGAUACCCACAAAUCACAGAUGCAGCCAAGAUAAAGGAUGUUGUUCCUCAGGAAGAGGAGAGAAUAUGGAUAGAUAAUCUUCUGGCUGUCAGUGAAGAACCAGACGAAGGAUGGGAUUAUAUUGAUCAGAUAAUUUGUAAUGAUUGGAACCUAGCGGUGCGGGGAUGGGACGACACAGUGCCUUAUGUGAAGUAUGCCUGGGGAGAUGCUCCUGUAACCUCGAAGAAGCGGGAAGCAGAGGAUCAUGGUGGCGGGAAAAGGAAUCGAGGGAGACGUCACCAGCAGCCACCUGUGGAUGACUCCUGGAAGCGUUGCGUAGAGCCAAGGACGUACAGGUAUGUGUAUGAUCCCAAAGGAUUGCAUCACACAACCCUCAAGUAUUACAGUGGAGUUACCCUUGAGAGAUCAGUGGAGGAUGACGGUUUCUCGGAUCAUAUUUUGAAAUUACGGGAGUAUUUGGAGAAGACGUUGAAUCAUGCCAAGAAGGAGACCUCACAAGGGAUCAAGGAGCAUGCCAAGCUUGGGCAGUAUGUUGCUAAUAAAACAUCCACCUCAAGAGAUAGGAGAGAGAAGCAUUCUUUAGAGAAGAAAGUUGGUGGAAAGCUGCGUGGACUUGGAGAAGGUUUGUAUGUUAUGACGGAUGACUCGUGUCCAGAGGAUGAGGAGGAUGCGAGGGUCACACUGAAAGGUGUGGAAGGUAAGGGCUUAGAUGAUAGUUUGCGUUCAAAGAUAGACCGUCAACCAACUCCGAUCUUGCCAAUUAGGAAAGUAGAAAAAGUAAACCAUGGGCAAAUUGAUCAUAUUACGAACCAAAGAGAAAGUCCGCGGCUGAAACUCACCCAUGGUUUGAAUGUUGGAAGCGGAGCGACAAGCAGCUAUGAGAAAUUUCCAACCAACAGCUACGAAAAGUUUCCGACACAUUCUGUUCAUGUAACUCCACAUAACAUUCUUGACUUAACGCUUAACCCUCUCAAAAAAGUGACACCUUAUCAGAGACAGAUCCAUGAUGACAAUGAGGUUCUAUUGCAUGAUCGUGGAGAAAGGAUACCACCAAGCAAACCGUCUAGUGCUAAAUCCGAGCCAGACCACACUCCAUCCUACAAAGUCCUCCUAGAACGUUCUUCUGCGCCUCACAUGGGAAGCAGAGGAGAUAGGACGAUGCUUGCAGAAGUGAACGGUAAAGCAAUGCCCAUGCCCCCGCCCGUCAAAGAGUUCCCCCUUGCACAAGAGCUUGCUGCGGUAAGCAAACUUCUCAGAGAUCAAGACCAAAAGAACAAGCACAAGGGGAAGCAAGGAAAGUCCAAGCCAAUCAAACUUGGGGCAGGGUAUGUGAAUGAAGCAGGACCCAAGCUAGGGGAUCCAUUGCACCGUGGUGUGAUGGACAGAGAGACAGCAGGGGCCAUGGCUGCAGAGUUGCUACCUGGAGUUAGUGGACAUAAACUCAAUCUUCCAGCAUAUUCCCAAAGAAUUCUUUGAUUCCAACUUCAAAGGAUUGUGUAUAUUGAAAUGUGACUGUGGUAUCUACAUUGUGUUAAAUAAUUGUGUUUUCCUCUAGCCAACAUAUGCCUAAAUCCAUGUUUUUCACCCAUGACCCAUCUUAUUAGCAUCAUUAAAUUACACUCCAUUCUUAGUAGAAUUAUUUGUCAGGUAUGCCUUUUCUGUAUUGAAAUAUUGUCAAAUCUUUUUUCAACAGGCCUUACAUUGCUUGUAACACCAGGUGACAAUGUUUAGGUUUAUAUUAUGCUCAUUGCAAAUGGAAAUGACAACUGCCAGAAUGGCACACCUUUUUUCUAUUUAAUUGUCUUGAUGGAAUAAUGUCAAGACAAGAAAUCAGAAUACAUUAACGAUGGGACCAAUUUUUACUUUUUAGUCUUUCAUGUAAAAGAAAUUGUGAAUGAAACCCAGUUUUCUUGGUACUUGUAAAAUGAAAAUGCAGCUGUUAUAUGCUUUAUGCAAAUUUGCGGCGUACUACAUUUUUGCCUAACUACACUGGCAGAACAAUUACAUUUCAUCUAUGUACAUGGAUGUUAAUGUAAAGAGGUUCUCCUUUCAGGAUUUCUAUUAGUGCAGUGUAUGUGGGAAUACAGUCAUGGACAUGUAAGGUAGUGAAUUACUUGUGAAAUUAGAACUUUAACCUUUGAUCAUGGAAAUGAUACAAGCAUUUUCCCUCUUUCAUGAAUUACCUAGAUGUAAACUUAUACUGGCAUUAUAUGUUUGUAUGUUUCUAAGGCUUUCAUUUCUGAAAUUGGUGCAAUGUUUUGGAAUUUGAUCACAGGAUAGUGAACAGUGGGAAUGUCGUCAUUUUACUUGCAGAAUUUGAACUUUGACCUUUACUGAAAUCAGGGAAAUGUCAUUAAAAAAUAAUAAUUUCCAUUCUUUCAAAUAUUACCUGCAAUUUGGCAUUUACUACUUUGUAUGUUUUCAUUGUGCCUGCAACUGCAUUGAUAAUAGCAGCGUAUAUGUAUGAAAGCUUUAUUGUGAGUUGUAUUAUUAUGUAUCUAUGUGUACAUAAUACCCUACCGUGUAAAGGUUAACUUGAAUGUAAUUUUGUUUCAAUCAAUAUUAUGAUGACCUACUUUCAUUACAUUUUGUUAAUUUGUAUGUGUACUAUACCAUGCAGUCACUUCAAUGUACUUUUUAUUAAGAUCUGUAUACUGUAUGGAAACUAACUAAAUGUAAAUCUGCCCAAGUCAUUUUUGGGGCUAUGGAAAUUGUUAGAUUGAGGUGAAAUUCAACUUUUAUAGACUUAAAAGAAAACUAUAUCAUUUUUUGUUGUUGCAUACUCUGAUCUGAAGAAUUACUUCCACUUUGCCAGUUAUAUACUAGUUGUACCGAAGUGAUGGUACCAUAUUUUGAAAGAGCAUGAUGAAAUACCUCCAUGAAUCAAAUUUGGUAGGAAUCAGUCGAUGGGGGCCUGAGAUAUGACCUCAUGAAUACAUAAUUAGCCCAUUGAAGUCAGUGUAUU
This is a messenger RNA of Lytechinus variegatus (green sea urchin), 3196 nucleotides long. RefSeq lists its product as uncharacterized. The record is from RefSeq and is a predicted model, not a curated record. The transcript is spliced from 2 exons. Bases 199 to 1707 code for a protein of 502 amino acids. NCBI's taxonomy places the organism in Eukaryota, Metazoa, Echinodermata, Echinoidea, Temnopleuroida, Toxopneustidae.